AUGGAAACUUCAUUUUACUAUUACAUUUUGCUCUUCAUCAUCUUCCUUUUCCUCAAGAACUGUUUGCAGAAAUUUAACAAAAGACUCCCACCAAGCCCUGGUCUCUCCUUCCCCAUCAUAGGUCAUCUCCACCUCAUCAAGAAACCCCUCCACAGAACACUUGCCAAAUUGUCCACAAAAUAUGGUCCAAUAUUGUACAUCCAAUUUGGUUCCCGUCCUGUCAUUGUUGUCUGUUCUCCCUCUGCAGUUGAGGAAUGCUUCACCAAAAAUGACAUUGCUUUCGCAAACCGUCCUGGGCUGCUUGCAGGCAAACACCUCGGAUACAACUAUACCACCCUUGUCUGGGCAUCUUAUGGCUCUCACUGGCGCAACAUGAGACACAUAGCUUCCCUUGAGUUAUUGUCACCUCACCGCCUUCAGAUGUUUCAUGGCAUCCGUGCAGAUGAAGUCAGGUCAUUGGUUUCCCGGGUUUUUCGAGGUUCUAAUGGUGGUGAAUUUCAGAGAUUAGACAUGAAGUCAACUUUUUUUGGGCUGACUCUUAAUGUUCUGAUGAGGAUGAUUGCUGGAAAACGAUAUUACUGGGAACACGCGGCAAAACUGGAGGAAGCUCAGCUGUUUAAAGAACUUGUGACAGAGACUUUUGAGUUGAGUGGGGCCACUAAUAUUGGAGAUUUUGUACCAGCUUUGAAAUAUGUGGGAGUAACUGGGCUUGAGAAGAAGUUGGUGAUAUUGCAGAAGAAGAGGGAUAAAUUCACUCAAGAUUUGAUUGGAGAACAUAGAAAAAUGCAGAGUGGCUCUGUUUCUGAACAGAGGAGCAAGACCAUGGUGGAUGUGUUGCUUUCCCUGCAAGAAACUGAACCCGAAUAUUACAGUGAUGAAAUCAUAAGAGGCAUGAUACAAGUGAUGUUAUCAGCGGGGACAGAAACCUCAGCUGGAACAAUGGAAUGGGCACUCUCACUUUUGCUGAACAACCCAGAAGCCCUUGCAAAAGUACAGACCGAAAUCGAUAUCGAAAUAGGACAAAGCAGGCUCAUUGAAGAGGCAGACUUUGCAAGGCUGCCCUAUCUCCAUGGCAUCAUAAAUGAGACCUUGCGGAUGUACCCAGCAGACCCAAUGCUGGUACCCCAUGAGUCAUCAGAGGAGUGUACAGUGGGAGGGUACCAUGUUCCACGUGGAACAAUGCUGUUGGUGAACAUGUGGGCCAUACAGAACAAUCCUAAGCUGUGGUCACAGCCUGAACAGUUUAAGCCAGAGAGGUUUUUGAAUGUACGAGGGGAGAGAGAUGGUUUCAUGUUGCUGCCAUUUGGGACAGGGAGGAGGGGCUGCCCUGGAGAGGGCUUAGCAAUAAGGAUGGUUGGGCUGGCCUUAGGGUCAUUGGUUCAGUGUUUUGAGUGGGAAAGAAUUGUUGAGGAGAAGGUGGAUAUGAGUGAAGGGCCUGGGCUCACCAUGCCUAAAGCUCACCCUUUGCUUGCAAAGUGCAGGCCACGCCCAAAAAUGCUGGCCCUGCUUUCUCAACUCUAG
This is a messenger RNA of Prunus armeniaca (apricot), 1521 nucleotides long. The record is from the annotation of a GenBank genome assembly. NCBI's taxonomy places the organism in Eukaryota, Viridiplantae, Streptophyta, Magnoliopsida, Rosales, Rosaceae.